AUGUGUUUAGCCUCACUAAAGCAAUUCCAAGUAUUUUUAUGAUUUUUACAAGAAACCUAGAAUAACCACUUUUAAUAUGCUCGACGGAUGGUACUGUCGAUCAUUGGCAAAUCAAAAGACCACAUCUGCUAAGACAGAUCAAGAGCAUCUUGAAAGUGAUGAAGAAGCACAUACAAAACAAUCAACAAUGCCUCGGACAUCUACAUCAACAGCUGCAGGAGCAGCAACUGCAGCAUCUAGUUCAACAUCGACUGGCACUGCAAAUGAAAAUAUAGACUAUAAAGAGCGCUAUAAAAACUUAAAGCGAAAGCUGAAAUUUCUCAUCUACGAAAACGAAUAUUUUCAAGACUUGCUUCACACUAAUCAAAGACGUUUAUUAAAAGUGUCGCGCGACCGAUCGUUUCUGAUCGAUCGCCUCUUGAUAUAUGAGAAGCCUGCCAAAGAUUCUAGUGACAGUGAUGUCACUGAUAGCUCCAAUUCAGAUACGGAGCAAACGACUUCAACGGUUGCCCAGACUCAACCGAACUCUGACCAAUCGAAGGAGACUGCAGCUAUGCGUCGCAAGCACAAGGAAAAGCCAGCUGUGAAUGCGCUUGUUCCCACAGGUCAUCCACCGACCGUUGGUGGGGCAACUCGAGGACGUAGACGUAAAAUUAUGACCGGCGGGCACGCUCAACAGCCACCAGCAAAGAAACUGCUGACCGCCACGGCAACUGUUUCGCCGUCAGUGCAACAGCAUCAGCAGAUAGCGACAAAGGACACCUCUGGCAAUCUGAGUACAGCCGAAAUAGCGCGACAGCUGCAAGAACGUCGACCGACUCCCAUUGAAUUUAUGAGUCCCGAAUGCGCCUCCGCCACUGUGCCGGUUACGAUGCUCAGCGAUGAAAGUCCAUCAAAAAUCUAUCCUAACGAAAGCUUGCAGCAUCUCAUGGAGGACGACUCGCCGUCUCACGUCGCUGCCGAGGAAUGUGUGCCCAUGGUAUACACAAAUUAAUGUAUUAUUAUUAAA
Drosophila navojoa is the source of this 1009-nucleotide messenger RNA. RefSeq lists its product as uncharacterized. Gene Ontology annotation, biological process: chromatin remodeling. Lineage: Eukaryota; Metazoa; Arthropoda; Insecta; Diptera; Drosophilidae. Gene Ontology annotation, cellular component: Ino80 complex; nucleus. The record is from RefSeq and is a predicted model, not a curated record.